Messenger RNA from Zasmidium cellare ATCC 36951, 1065 nucleotides. RefSeq lists its product as uncharacterized. Gene Ontology annotation, molecular function: electron-transferring-flavoprotein dehydrogenase activity; flavin adenine dinucleotide binding. The coding region runs from base 1 to 1065 and encodes 354 amino acids. The record is from RefSeq and is a predicted model, not a curated record. NCBI's taxonomy places the organism in Eukaryota, Fungi, Ascomycota, Dothideomycetes, Mycosphaerellales, Mycosphaerellaceae. Gene Ontology annotation, cellular component: cytoplasm. The transcript is spliced from 3 exons.
AUGUCCAAGACCAUUGUGAUCCUCGGAGCCGGCCUAACAGGCUUACCCCUAGCUCACUACAUCCUAAAGCACUACGCCGACAAGUUCGAUCUGAAAGUGAUCCUGCUCUCACGUUCCAAUGAGUUCUACUGGAACAUCGCGGCCCCUCGAGCCGUCAUUCCUAAUCAGCUCGACGAUGAGAAAGUUCUCUGUUCGAUCCCCGAGGCUUUUGCCAAUUACCCACCCCGUCGAUUCGAAUUUAUCGUGGGUACGGCUGAAGGGUGGGAGCCGGAUAAGAAAUCUGUUACCGUUGUGCUGGAUGAUGGAAACCGUCGAGAUGUUCGGUAUGACACUAUCAUCGUGGCUACUGGGAGCGACUACAACGACAACAUGCCCUGGAAGCUCGUCGGAAACCAACAAGAGACCCGUGCCGCUCUCGCCAAAAUGCGUACAGACAUAGCGAAAGCCAAAUCGAUCGUUGUCGCCGGCGGAGGGCCCACUGGCGUUGAGCUCGCAGGCGAGUUAGGCUACGAGUACGCCACCACUGGCAAGAAGAAAGUGACAUUGGUCAUGACCGAGAACCAGCCUCUAGACUGCCGAUUGAUGACUUCAACCCGCCUCGCGACAAGAGAAGAGCUCGAGAGACUGAACUCCAGCAUAGACGAAAAGGGUGGAUACGCUCUAGAGCUCACACAUAAUGACGGUACUAAAGAGGCACUCCACACUGAUCUAUUCCUCCCAACAUGGGGCAUCCGCUACAACACCUCCUUCGCCCCUCCCUCCCUCCUCGAACCUAACGGACGUCUAAAAGUCACAAACACCCUGCGUUCCCCCAACUACGAUAACGUCUUCCUCGUCGGCGACGCAGCCAAUCUCGACUCCUACGCCGCUCGGGUUGUUCCGGAAUAUUUAGCAGAAGACAAAGUCACGAUGACGGUUGCGGUGGGGAGGGAAAGGGGCGUGGGACAGUUGGGGAAUUUGGGGCUGUGGAGUUUGUUGAUUUGGUGGUUUAAAAGCAGGCAUAUGUGUACUAAUAUUGUGCCUGAUUAUGUUAAGGGAAAGACUUUGAUUUUGGGGGCGUUUUAG